This is a messenger RNA of Meleagris gallopavo (turkey), 7697 nucleotides long. NCBI's taxonomy places the organism in Eukaryota, Metazoa, Chordata, Aves, Galliformes, Phasianidae. The record is from RefSeq and is a predicted model, not a curated record.
ACUAAGGACGGGAAAAUGUGCUUAUUGGGAAGCUGCAGCUUAUAUGAGAAACAGUGCAAUGUAAAGACAGCUGUUGUGUUUUCUAGUAGCGCCUCAGAAUGUGAUUCAGUUUUUUUCAAAGAACCUCCUCUCAAAGUGAUACUGAGUCAUAACCAUCUGUGGCCAUUCACUUGUUCUUAUGCAGGCAGCGAUGCGUUUACCAUUAGGCACGACACGCUCAACAAGUGCAUACAAGUAAAAAACUCACGGAUUGUGAUAGAUGACUGCAGAGAGACGAGUGAAGCUCUGUGGAAAUGGGUGUCCCAGAAUCGCCUUUUCCAUCUGGGUGCCAAGCAGUGCCUGGGACUCGAUAUAUUCACCAAAUUACCGUCCCGCCUGAGAAUGGUGGAUUGCAACUCAGACCUUCGGCUGUGGUGGCGGUGUGCUGAUGGCUCGGUGGUUGGUGCAUCUCAGUACAAGGUGACCGUCAAGAGUGCCUAUGUAACCGCCAGCAUAAACGCGUCCGACCAAUGGAGAAGCAACAACUCCUCUGGUGAUAUAUGCCAGUAUCCGUACCAUGAGGUUUAUACCAAAGAUGGGAACUCCUAUGGGAAGCCCUGUGAGUUCCCCUUUCUGUACAACGCGACCUGGCAUCAUGACUGCAUUCAGGAUGGGACACAAACGGGUGGGAAAUGGUGCGCCACGUCUGAAGAUUAUACUCGUGAUGGAAAAUGGGGAAUAUGCUUACAGCCAGAGGAUGGUUGUCGUGAUAUCUGGGAACACGAUGCAGGCUCUCAACAUUGCUACCAGUUCAAUACCCAGUCUGCUCUUUCUUGGAAGGAAGCUUAUAUUUCAUGUCAGAGGCAAGGUGGAGACUUACUUAGCAUCCAAGAUGCAUCAGAAUUAAACUACAUACAAGCUAAGGAUGACAUCGCUGAGAUCUUCUGGAUUGGCUUAAAUCAGCUGGAUGUUUCUAGAGGCUGGCAGUGGUCAGAUCACAAACCUUUGAAUUUUGUCAACUGGCAUCAAGAUAUGCAGGAUUUGUCCCCUUUGGAUGGGACUAGCUGUGUGGCAAUGAAUGCUGCCUCCGGUCAGUGGCAGAGUUACCAUUGUGGGAAUCCACUUCCAUAUGUUUGCAAGAAAUCAUUCAAGGAGGUUUCAAACCUCACAGAGUUUUGGAGACACUUGGAUACUCGCUGUGAUGUGGGUUGGCUUCCCCACAAUGGUUUUUGCUACAUGAUGAUGCACAACCAGGCAUCUUGGAGUACAGCAGAUCAGUUUUGCAAAACAAAUAAAAGCAACCUCAUCAGCAUACACUCUUUGGCAGAUGUGGAACUCAUUGUUACAAAGCUUCAUAAUGAUGCUAAAGAAGAAGUGUGGAUGGGUCUCAGGAACGAAGAUGUACCAACCUUGUUCAAAUGGUCAGAUCACACAGAUGUGGUUUUUACAUAUUGGGAUCAGAAUGAACCAAAUGUUCCUUUUAAUGCCACUCCUAACUGUGUGUCUUAUUCAGGCAAGUUGGGGCAGUGGAGAGUCAAAUCCUGUGAAGAAAACUUGAAAUAUGUGUGUAAGAAAAAAGGAGAGAUUUUAAAUGAAACAAAAUCGGACAGAAAUUGCUCGCUGGAUGAGGGUUGGGAAAUGCAUGGAAACUACUGCUACAAGAUUUUGAAAACGGAAGUUUCAUUUGGAGCACUGUGCAAUCUUACAGUUACAAACAGGUUUGAACAAGAAUUUAUAAAUAGUCUGAUUAGAAAACACACCAAAGUUGAAGAAAAAUACUUCUGGACUGGUUUGCAAGACAUUAGCCAGUCUGGAAUGUAUUCCUGGGCUGCAGUGGAUGGGGAAAAAAGUGAAGCUGUGACAUAUACUAACUGGAACUCCUUGCAACCAGAGUUCUCAGGAGGAUGUGUGGUCAUGUCCAGUGGGAGGUCUCUUGGAAAGUGGGAAACUAAGGACUGUAAAACCACAAAAGCUUUCCCUGUUUGCAAAAAAUACAUCGGGCUGCCCAAGGAACCAGAAGUGCUCCCAAAGCCAUCGGAUCCCUGUCCCCCCGGGUGGCAUAAUGGAUCUGGCCUUGCCUGCUACAAGUUCUUCCACAGUGAAAGAGUGCUGCGAACCAGAACUUGGGAGGAGGCAGAAAGGUUCUGUGAAGCACUUGGAGGCCAUCUUCCCAGCUUCACUCAUACAGAAGAAAUCAAGGCGCUUCAUUCCAUCCUGAGAAAAAUUAUCAGGUAUGUUGACUGGAUUCGGGAGGAUGACGGCACUUCGAACAAAGCCAGCUGGGGAAGAGCUGUCAUCCUGCCCAAGAAAUCUCUGGUGGACCAUAUCAACCAGAUCGCUUUCGUCCACAUGUUUGCUGACCUCGUCAAAAAGCACUUGAGAGGCCUGGAAGAUGUCUUUGGUCCACCAGACUCCAGUGGUCUUGAUCUUGGUCUUGAUGUAUCUGGAAAGGAUUUAAUAUUAGCUUUGAUUUCUCUUGCUAGCCUCUUCUGCAGUCAACAAAAGCAGAAUUUCUAUGCCUUUGCUCACGGCAAACUGCUGCUUCGCCAUAAUGGCUGCUCUUCAAUUUAUAGCUCAGUCGUAUUCUUCAUGACUUUAAGUGCCAGCGGUGUAGACCCCAUAUUUCAGGAGGCUUUGUCUAAUCUGAGUUUGAAUAUGCAGCAGGACAGAACUUGGCAGUCACUUUUGAGUAAAAAGAAGGCUCGUAUUACAAUGAAGCAAGUAUGCUGUUUUCAGGUUGUAGCUUCAUUUCUGGAGAGCAAGUAUGUUGAAGAUGACUCAAGAAACUGUGGUGUAUUCAAAGUAAAUAGAACAGUUUUUCCAGCACACUGCAAUGAAAAGCGUGAAUGGAUAUGCAAAAUACCAAAAGGUGUUAAACCAAAGAAUCCAGAUUGGUACAUAGCUGAACUGCCAUGGUCAUACUACCAAGGGGCAGAGUAUCUUUUCCAUGUGAACCCUACAGACUGGGACACGUAUGAGUUCAUUUGUGUCUGGCUUCGUAGUGAAAUGGCAACAAUAAAUUCUGCGGAGGAGCAAGCAUUUAUUGAAAAUAAAAUUAAGAAGUUGUCGGAUAGUGAUGUUCACUGGUGGAUUGGAUUGCAUGCAGAAAACAUCAGCAAUGAAUUUCGCUGGAAGGAUGAAUCACUAGUAACAUACCAGAACUGGAAUGAAGGCAGAGAUCGAUAUCUGCAUAAACCAGGGAAAAGAUGUGGCUUCAUUUCGUCACAAACAGGACGCUGGGAUGAUGAAAACUGUACUGUUUCUCUUCCUUGUAUUUGUAAACGUAAAAAUGCUUGGAAAAUAGAGAAAGAGAUUCCAAAAGACCGGAAUCCACAAGGAAUGUGUCCUAAGGGCUGGCUACACUUUGGACUUAAAUGCUUUUUGAUACAAAUUCCAAAGGAUCCAGAGCACCUGAGGAGCUGGUACUCUGCACAGACAUUCUGCAGUAGGUACGAUGGGUCCCUCGCUUCCCUUGAGGAUGAACUGGAACAAGCUUUCAUAACAAUGAAUCUAUUUGGUCGCAAAACUAGUGUUUGGAUAGCUUUCCAAGGUGAUGAUUAUGAAAAAUGGAUGAAUGAAAAUCCUCCAAGGUAUUCCAACUGGUCUCCCAUUGAAGUAGUGCAUAGACCGCGUUAUAACAGCGUCUAUGUUGAAGAACAAGUUCCACUUUGUACACUGGUAUCAAAUAACCCUAAUUUUUAUUUUACGGGAAAGUGGUACUUAGAAAACUGUGAGAAAAAUUACGGGUUUGUCUGCCAAAAAAGGCAGGACACAUCCAGGCAUAUUGUCAAUGCGUCUGAAAUGUACCCUGUGCCAGAUACUUUACAAUAUGCAAACAGAACAUAUACGCUAAUACGUGGGAAUUUGACAUGGUCUGCAGCUUUAAAGACCUGCAUGGCAAAUGGAGCUGAGCUGGUCAGCAUUGCAGAUCAGUACCACCAGGCUUUCCUCACAAUCAUUGUGAAUCGGCUGGGAUACAACCACUGGAUCGGGCUGUUCACCGCAGAUAAUGGGCUUAAUUUUGAGUGGUCAGAUGGGACUAGAUCCUUGUUUACCUUCUGGGAAGAUGAUGAGUCCCAGGCCUUGGGCAGCUGUGUUUAUAUGGAUACCUCAGGGCACUGGAAGAGUACAAGCUGUGAACAAAUUCUGCCAGGAGCAGUCUGCCAUGUGCCGCCAAAGAAGAAACUCAUCAAGUAUAAGGGCUUAUGUUCAGAAAAACAUGUUCCCUGGAUCAAAUUCAAAAACAAUUGCUACAGCUUUAACACUGUUCUGCAGGGCACAAGUUUUGAUACUGCAUAUGAAGUCUGCAGAAAUCAAGGAUCUAAUCUUCUAACUAUCGAAGAUGAAGAUGAAAAUGCCUUCAUUCUGGAGGAGUUGCACAGUUUUGGUUAUUCUGUGAAAAUGGUUUGGCUGAAUGUCCUGCAUGUUAAAGACAAUGAAACAGUUUCCUGGUUUGAUGGCUCUCCCUUAAAUUAUUCUAACUGGGGCAUCAGGGAGCCUGAAUUUGAUCAUCUCAAGGGGAAUUUCUGUAUCAGCCUGAGGACUGCGGAUGGUGUAUGGCAAAUAUCUCCAUGCAGAGAAAUAAAGGGAUUUGUUUGUAAAAAGGAUGCAGAUCUUAAUGCGGCAGAACCCUCUGAAAAAUCAUCAUACUCUGGACUUGCUGCUCUGGCUGUUCUCGUAACGUUGGUGAUGCUGGCUGCUAUUUCCAUUUUUCUGUGGUGCCUCUACAAACAGAACAACAGAUUCUUCAGCAGAAUACUGUGGGUCAGAAAUGCCUAUUUUCCACAGAUUAAUUCUGAUGUUCCUGCUCUGGAAGAAAGUAUUCUCAUUUCUGAUUUUGAGAAAGAUGACAAUUAAUCAGUGGGGAGAAGCAAGCCGUUUUGUAUUCCGUGUUAAAUUCCGUAUCCUACAGUGUUUUUGUUUUUGUGAGCCAGUUGCUGUCCAAGGCCAGCUCCACCUUUUAGCUGGUGGUGAGAAUGUCUACAUGGUGCUGGAAGAGCAGAGAGAGCAGCAAAGCAGCAGCCGCAGCUCUUUCCCUCCUUGUGAAUUUGUUGCAGAGAAGUUUCCGAAAGGUUUUCAUAAUGAGCAGUGAGGAGCUGAGCACCAGUCACACCUGCUCUCACAGGCACCAGACCCAGGCUUCCUCGAUGGCAGAGGGUCUGUGCUUCCUUCUCAGGAGACUCGGGGCAUGUGCUUCUGGAGGAGUCCUUGCACUCUGAUUGGGGAGCACACAGGGGCUGCUGCACUUGAACCUCUUAUGCUUUGUAGUAGAAUGUGGUGAGAAUGCACAGAGCCAUGGGGAAAUUGGCUUCUUUGGGAAAAGCUGUGAACUAAAAAUAUUCCAAUACUACAAAUCUCAAACCACUCAUGUGGAGCAGUCAUGUCCGUGCCAGGCAGAGGACAUUUCUAUGCAGCUUCUUCCCUUGGGAUGUUUGGGCCUCUUUGCUUUUGUUUUCGUACCAAAAAAGCUGCUCGUGAGACAGUGUUAAAACUUGUCCUUGAAUUCUGGAACUCUGAAACCUACUCCAAGGCUUAUGGACUAGUUCUUCCUAAUACCUAUUCCAUCCAUAGAAUGUACUUUUUCAUAAGGUGGAUUCUUAGCAGGUGGAUUUCCAAGUUUGCUGAGAUAAAGUUACUUUUGGUUGGGAGUGUCAGUGCUGCCAUGAUGGCUAGUUUACAUUAUGAAAUACCUUAUGCUUGAGAUACAGUAGUGUAUGGAUAUUGUCGUCCUGAAGUUAAUAUAUUCAGUAAAGAUACUUCUGGUGCACUUCUAGAGAAACAAUGUUAUCUCUCACCUUGGUCAUUUCAGAAACUGAAUCUCAUCAGGCUCUUUCAAAGGUGCUUUGGAGCAGUAUCUGAAGAAAAACAUUACUAUAAAUCUUGUUAAAGUUAUGGUAAUAAAUUGCUUUACUGUUCACUUACAGUGCAACUUCAAGCAGUGUUUAUAUAUAUUCUUCUGAGACCCUGCUCUCCACACAGAAGGAUGAUACAAGGGAGAGCCACACCUGCAGUUGACAAAGGGUGCUGCCCUCCCUUGUCCAAGUCCUGUAAGGCCAUGUAACACACGCUCAAGAGCCACAUUUCACUUUCACUGGUUAUAUCAAGGUGCUAAUGGUUCUGAUACCAUCUUUCACUGGUCAGUUGUUCUCCUGGCUAAUGGCUGUGCAAGACCCACGGAUUCAGCUCACGGUUCUCAACAGUGGAUGGUUCUGUGGAUUCCCACCACUUUACCCAGUACUCCAGUUACUUCUGUGAAAAUAUCAAAACCUUUUAUGGAGGACUUCUAAAUUAUUUCUAUUGUAAAGUGGAGGGGAAAAAAAAAAAGUCAAAUUUUUUGAUCACAAAGAGUUAUCUGAGUAUUGAAUAACCGUGCCAUUAGUCAUCUCUAAAAGCUGCUAUGAAUGGCUGUGCAUGUUGUUGUGUUGGUUAGUUGGCUUGUUGUGGGAUGACUCACUCUAUUCCAAACUUAGUAGGAACCCUAAAAUGGAGAUAUGUUUGUGAAAAUUCAGUAAGCAGACAAGGCCAAAUGCAACGUUUUUAUUUGUGCACAUACAGGGGAAUGUAUGACUUCUUUCCAGUUAGAUUUCAUGUAGCAAUUUUUUAGACAUGACCAAAUAAAUGUAUUUUCAUGUCAUAACUAUGUAUGAGGCUAUAUUUUUCUUAAUUAUUUAAUACCUAGAAUACUUUUAUACUGGUUUACAGGAUACAGAAAUGUGGUUAAAGAGACUGCAGAUGCAUCUUAUCAGCAUAUAACAAAAAAAAGUGACCAACUCUCCCUUCCCCGUAAGAAUUUCACCUGUUUAAAUUUCAGCUGGAGGAGCCUAAACAACCAUCUUCCAUUCAUCGCAUUCACUGACAAGUGUACAUGUUGCCUUUUUGCAGCAGAGUGACUUGAAGGAUGCUUUUUGCUUGCAAAAUUGUAAAAUAUUUUGUCUCAGAGGACGUGCAUUUAUCAGGCUAUUAUGCUGUUACCUAGUUAUGCAUAUGCUGUCACAUUUUGACAUUGUUAAUGAAGGUGUAUAUUUAAAAAAAAAAACAAAAAAACAACCUGAUAUGGAUACUUUAUCAAUUUUCCUUGAAGUAUGUUGUAGUCAUUUUAAUAUAUCUGACGGACAGUUGUAUAAUAAAUAAUCCUAACAUCAUAAUAGAGAAUGUUAACACUGACUGUGAUGUAGGUGAUCUUGGAUUAAGGGAAUAGUACAUCAAGUACAUCAAGCAGUGUUUUUUUUCAUACAUUGAAACUGAUCCAAAGAAACACUGUCAUAAGUGUUUAUUUUAAAAUCUUUUGUCAUUUAACUUUUCUAAUUGCAGGUGUUAUUCACUGAAGGAUGUUAUUGCUGAUUACUUCCUAUUCCUUGUUCUAAAUAUAAGAAAAAUCUUACAGUGAGAACUAUCACUCACUGAAAUACUGUCCUUGGGGAUGUGAUAAUUCACUGUAGGAUUUCAAGAUGCAGUUGGACAUGGUGCUAGGCAAUCUCAUCCAGGCUUCCUUUUCCUGUGAGAGGUUGAACCUGGUGACCUUUAAGGUCCCUUCCACCUGGGCUUUUCUAUGAUUCUAUGGAUUUUACCUUAGCUUCCAUUUGUUUUUCCUUAACUCAAGAUCCCUUGUCCCGUUCCUGGUCAGAGUACUUGGCUAUGUUUUCAUGAGUGACUGUGAUAGUAACAACAGUGAAGUUCACUGUAUUACUUCAGCUAGGAAAUUAAAGCAUAAAUAAUAA